GAAACAUUACAAUCGGGAAUCGGAGUAAAAGAAAUUGCAAACCAUUUCGACUAGGAAAUUGAUCAGCAAACUAAGCAAAUAAAACUCUAUCAUUAUUUUGUGUGAGAGGAAGAGCAGGCUGGACCGUAAGCUCACUGAAUAGUCUAUAUACAUACUACGAUCCACCAAAUAUCAAAAAGAGUAAACGAAGAACGAUGACUGACCUUAAGUUAACCGUGGCUUUAACCAGCGUGAAUGGGGAGAAUAUGUCCCGACACGAUAUGCUGCAGUGGGUCAACAACAUGGUUCAGGGUCACUUCAAGAAGAUCGAGGAGCUCUGCUCUGGUGCGGCCUACUGCCAGAUGAUGGAGAUGAUCUUUCCCAACUGCAUUAACCUGAAGCGCGUGAAGAUGAGCGCCAAACUGGAGCACGAGUAUCUGCACAAUCUCAGGCUCUUCCAGGAGGCUUUCAAUCGCCUAAAACUGGAUAAAACCGUGCCCAUCGAUCGUCUGAUCAAGGGACGAUUCCAAGACAACUUCGAGUUCCUGCAAUGGUUCAAGAAGUUCUUCGAUUCGCAGGCACCGGGCCUGGAGAACAUCAAGUCCUUGGCCAAUGCACCGGUGAUCAAGCCCAUCAAGCCGCGUGUUUUCGCCAAGGAGCAGUCCCCAGUCAACGCCAGUGAUGAUGCCCUCAAGGAACUGAUUGGGGAAAUGCAGACCCUUAGCCUGCGGAGAGACGACAUUAUGGAGGAGACUAACCAGUGCUUCAACAAGUUGCGCUUGGUCGAGGAUCUGGUGAACGACAUGUUCAACGACGGGAAGCACGUGGAGUUGUGUAAGCGCAUUCAGGCGGUGCUCUACAAGACGAUAGACGGUGGGAUAAACGAGGAACCCAUCGAGGUGAAUCCGGAUGAUGGAAGUGAAGGCGCCAAACCCGCCGAUGAAAAUGAAGGAUUGUAUUAGGAUUUUUUUUUUUGGUACAGCGUUCUGUUUUUAUAAUUAUUGUAUUACGGAUAAACAAAUCCCUUGUGAAUUCA
Messenger RNA from Drosophila elegans, 1015 nucleotides. RefSeq names its product microtubule-associated protein RP/EB family member 1. The record is from RefSeq and is a predicted model, not a curated record. The coding region runs from base 195 to 941 and encodes 248 amino acids. Gene Ontology annotation, biological process: protein localization to microtubule plus-end; regulation of microtubule polymerization or depolymerization; spindle assembly. Gene Ontology annotation, cellular component: spindle midzone; microtubule organizing center; cytoplasmic microtubule. Gene Ontology annotation, molecular function: microtubule plus-end binding. The transcript has 3 exons. NCBI's taxonomy places the organism in Eukaryota, Metazoa, Arthropoda, Insecta, Diptera, Drosophilidae.